Molecule: messenger RNA, 1050 nt
Organism: Sesamum indicum (sesame)
Lineage: Eukaryota; Viridiplantae; Streptophyta; Magnoliopsida; Lamiales; Pedaliaceae
Product: putative glycosyltransferase At5g25310
Molecular function (GO): glycosyltransferase activity
Source: RefSeq, a predicted model, not a curated record
AUGGCGGCGAUAUUCUCUCUCCUCCUCCUCCUCCUCCUCCCCCUCCCAUCUCUCUCCGCCAGCUCACCGUCCCCCUAUCUCUCCGGCGCCACUCUUGUCCAGAAUUACCAAAACAUGCUCAAAGCUUUCAAGAUUUUCAUCUACACACCUCCUACACCCUUCAAUUUCCCCGACGCCCCCGCUUCUCUCUUCUACAACUCCCUCCUACGCAGCCCAUUUCUCACCCAUACCCCCGCUGAAGCCCACCUCUUCUUCGUCCCCUUCUCCCCCGACACCUCCACUCGCUCUUUGGCUCGACUUAUCAGACAACUCAGAAACAACCACCCCUACUGGAACCGCACUCUCGGAGCUGAUCAUUUCUUUCUCUCGCCUGCUGGUAUUGACUAUUCAUCCGACAGGAAUGUUCUCGAGCUCAAGAAAAAUUCCCUUCAGAUUUCCGUUUUUCCCGUUACUUCCGGUUAUUUUAUCCCGCAUAAAGACAUUACUUUGCCUCCCUUUAACCCAUCCCCGCUUCCGCUUUCCGACACCCCGGGCCAAAACUCAACCAAGACUUCUUUUCUGGGUUACCUGAGAUGGGAUGGAAAGACGGAGCCCAAUUUGGUCAACGAAUUCAAGGGGGAUGCUUAUUUCUUGGUCGACGGAAACUCCGAGCCGUUGAAUUAUGUCCGGAGCCUUAAAGAAAGUAAGUUCUGUUUGUUUCUUUACCAUGGCGAUGUAGCGUGGAUGGUGGAGGCGAUGGCUUGGGGCUGCGUGCCGGUGGUGAUUGUGGAUCGCCCGAUUCAGGACUUUCCAUUUAUGGAUAUUUUGAGAUGGUCCGACAUGAGUUUGCUGGUUGCGGUGCGGCAUGGGGGCGCUGAGCGGCUGAAGCAAUUGUUGAAUGGGGUGAGUGAGGAGCAGUAUGUGGAGAUGAGAGAAGCGUGUAUGGCGAGUAGUAAACAUUUGGUGUGGAAUGAGGAGGAGCCUCAGCCGUUGGAUGCUUUCCAUAUGGUGAUGUAUCAGCUGUGGCUGAGACGGCAUGCCAUUAGAUACGCACGGAGGGAGUUUGUUUAG